AUGUCUGCUGCUGCUGCUGGAGACGACGGUAACGGCGGUUUCAACGCUGGGAGCUACCAUACCGGUAACUUCUGUGGAGGUAGUGGUGGUGAUGAUAAUGAUCGUGGCGGACGCGGUCGUAACAACAACAACAACAACAACAACAACAACAACAACAACAACAACAACAACAACAACAACAACAACAACAACAACAACAACAACAACAACAACAAGAGCCGCAGGCGCCGCAACCAGCGCCGUAACAACAGCAACAACAACAACAACGACAACGCUCGUGGCGGCUACGGCGGCCGCGGCGGUCGCAGUGGUCAUGGCGGCUAUGGCGGCCACAAAGACGGGCACGCUGGCCAGCACCACCCGUCCAAGGGACCUCAAGGUGUUGGAAAGAGCCAGCCUAGCAAAGCUCGCAAGGCGCUCGCUGGCACUGGCCUGCCAGACAGUAUGGUGUCGGCGCUGAUGCCAAAGCGGGAUGGCAAGCAGCAGGCUCUGACCAGGGCGGCUGCACCACCUGCCAUGACCCAUCUAACUGGCACGCACCAGUUGGAAAGUUUUUUGGCCAAUAACGCCAAUCCUUCGCACUUCUCAGUGCCGCUUAACGACGGUUCUUUGUUUGCUGUCGGCCACCCAUCCCAGGUGCUGCAGCAAGUGGCGGCAGUUGGUGCUGCGAUCGCCAAUAACCCCUUUGCCGAGCAGUAUAUCAACACGGGUAUUAUUGCUCCCCGGAAGCGCCAGGUCAAGGCUGGCGAUAUCUUUAGCACCUGGAUGAUGCUCCGGCUCCUCCCAAUGCUCCUGUUGCCCCGGUUGGCCAUGUUGCCUAAGCUGGCCAUGUUGCCCCGGCUGGUCCUGUUGCCCAAGCUGGCGCUCUUGUUCCGGCUGGCCGUGUUGCUCCCGUUCAGUCACAAGUGGACGCUCGGUUGA
Messenger RNA from Neurospora tetrasperma FGSC 2508, 921 nucleotides. RefSeq lists its product as uncharacterized. The coding region runs from base 1 to 921 and encodes 306 amino acids. The record is from RefSeq and is a predicted model, not a curated record. The transcript has 2 exons. Lineage: Eukaryota; Fungi; Ascomycota; Sordariomycetes; Sordariales; Sordariaceae.